GGACCGUGUGGGGACCAUGACAAGUAGACAUCGUGGGCCUCGUGUCCGAGACACCUUUGCCCUUUUUUCAAUGGACUUUAAUGAGGCCGCAUACCUGUCUCUCUUUUUCCAAAGAUUGGAGUAUUUUUUUCUUUUAAGAGAACAUGAAGGAAAAACCUGACCUGGAGUCCUGCUUCGCGGGCUUGGGCUGCGUACCCGCGUAACUGCGUGCUGCGGUGGGAGCCCGCUUCAGCGUAGUGUGCUUCCUGUUUCAGUUGUACUUGAGUUGAACUCUCUCCAAAUCUCAUUCCUCCAAAUACACUUCUGUUGCUCUGCCUCGCCAUCCAUCCAGCCAUCCUCCCAGAUCAAGCAAAAACUUUGACCUUGGCCCUGUGAGGGAAAGAACUGGCCUCUAGUCAGUCUGCUGCUGUCGUGUAAUGCCGUGAUGCUGACAGGACACUCUCACAGGAGGAAGACAUGGCCGCUCACGUCGGAGCUUCCCGGACUCCCCAGGAAGUGAUGGAGCAUUACGUAAGCAUGUACAUCCACGGCAACCUGGGGAAGGCCUGCAUCCCCGACACCAUCCCCAACCGGGUCACCGACCACACCUGCCCCAGUGGAGGCCCCCUCUCUCCCAGCCUCACCACCCCCUUGCCUCCCCUAGACAUCUCGGUGGCCGAGCAGCAGCAGCUGGGCUACAUGCCGCUGCGGGACGACUACGAGAUCGAGUACGACCAGGACGCCGAGACGCUCAUCAGCGGGCUCUCGGUCAACUACGACGACGACGACGUGGAGAUCGAGCUCAAGCGCGCGCACGUGGACAUGUACGUGCGGAAGCUCAGGGAGAGGCAGCGGCGCAAGAACAUCGCCCGCGACUACAACCUGGUGCCGGCCUUCCUGGGGAAGGACAAGAAGGAGCGCGAGAAGGCGGCCAAGCGCAAGAUCACCAAGGAGGAGCGGGAGCUGCGGCUCAAGCUGCGGCCGCUCUACCAGUUCAUGUCCUGCAAGGAGUUCGACGACCUGUUCGAGAACAUGCACAAGGAGAAGAUGCUGCGCGCCAAGAUCCGCGAGCUGCAGAGGUACCGGCGCAACGGCAUCACCAAGAUGGAGGAGUCGGCGGAGUACGAGGCGGCCCGGCACAAGCGGGAGAAGCGCAAGGAGAACCGGAGCUCGGCGGGCGCCAAGCGGGGGCGCGAGGACGCCAAGGACGGGGAGUUCGCCGCCAUUGAGCACCUGCCCGGCUUCGAGCUCCUGUCCGACCGCGAGAAGGCGCUCUGCAGCUCGCUCAACCUGAGCCCCGCGCGCUACGUGACUGCCAAGACCAUCAUCAUCAAAGACCACCUCCAGAAACGGCAGGGAAUCCCCUCCAAAAGUCGCCUUCCUAGUUACUUGGACAAAGUCCUAAAGAAAAGGAUUUUAAACUUCCUCACGGAGAGUGGGUGGAUUUCCAGGGAUGCCUCCUGAAGCCGGUCCUCCCAGAGCUGGAAUGAAGCUGAAACCGCUUGUGAGCCAAAAUGACAGCGGGUGCGGGGGGAGGGGCAGGAAGCGCUUUUUCCCCAGUGUUCUUUUUUAAGCAAAUUGAGUUUCUUUUUUUAGGAUAUACAUUCUUUUCAUGGUCCUCUGAAAGAAGCAAUAGCAACAGUCUUAGGUCAGAUCAUGGGGGAAACAAUGCAGGUGUGUUGAACCUUAGUCUGAAAGUGCUGGGUUAAGAUGAUUGCCUUUGUGUUCAGUUUGAGAAUGUGAUGAGCUGGGAGCACUUCCCACCCUGAGCCCUUUCCCUUUGGUUCCCCACCCGUGCUGGCGGCCAGCUGCCAGCCUUACCUUGUGACACAGGCUCCUGCACGUGGCACUUUAGAUGGGGCCCCCGGGGAGGUUGGCAGUGAGGCCAGAGGAGGAUGGGAUUAAGGUUCCCCUGGAACCAGAGGAAGAGGCUGGCAGUGAACAGUGACCAAACGGGCUUCCCCUGAACUAUUGGCAGCAGCACAGUUUGCGCUUGCAGUUCCCAGAUCCCAAAACCACCCCUUUUGUGCACUCUGGUUAGCCCCUCGGGCUGUUUGGAAAUGGGCAUUGCCCCCCGCAGCGCCCCCUAGUGUAAGAGGAUGGCUGUGGGAGGCAUGGCAGCCAGAGGACCAGCUGAGAUGGCCGGGACUCAGCCCCUUCCCAGGGGCAGCUGCUGGCUACUCUGUACCUGCUGUGCAUUUUACUUGCAAGACCUUGCUUUAGAAAGUUCAUGGCUAAGAGUUGUGAGUUCUGGUGUUAGUGUCCUCCAGUUGUGUCUUUCAAUGAAACCCAGAACAAGCCAGCCUGGCUAAGCAUCUUAACUUCUUGUGGCCCCGGGCCCUGCUGCCCAACCAGGAGAGAUAGGCUGGCUCACAUGGCUGGUAUGGGGCCCAAGGCCCAUGUGCUGCUUCUCUGAGUCACUGUCUUGAACCAGACUCGGACGUGGCUGGGACCAGCCCUAGUUAGAAGUGUUUUCAGGGGCCCUCUUAAACGGUACCUUUCUUUGGCACUUGGAGUAGCCAUUUGUCUUCCGGGUUGCUCAGGGUUCUCAUGUCCAAGACCUUGCUUUAGAGCCGGUGGUGACCACAGGCCCAGCACACGUCACUCCUCUCGCACUUGAUCUGCCUCUCUGGCCCACACAGCUACCGAGACUGUUUACCUUCCAGAUGUUUGGGCUUAAAGUUACAUUAAAGUGAAGUUAUUUGAAAGAAAAAGACCCUCAUCAUUUCCAAGGAUGACUUAAUUCCGGUGCCUUUUUAUUUUGACAUCUUUCUGUCCCCUAGGGUAAACUUUUUCAGCAUUAAAUAAAACAUUUCAAGUAUAUUGUAUGUGGCUUUAGUUGUAGAGCACAUGGCUUGCCGGCAGAGAAGCGCUCCUCGUUAACUCAGCCCAGGACUUCUCUUUGAGGAGUACUGAGUGGGGAUUACUCCUAAGGCCACCUCACAGCCCCUGCAGGAUAGCUGCCCUCGACAGAGGUGCUUCAGGUUUCUAAGCCAGUGCUUCCCACCCAGGGUUCCUGGACCAGCAGCACAGCCUCCCCUGGGAACCUGCUAAACUGCAGACGCUCGCUGCCCAGUCCGGAAUCAAACUAGGGGGCCCACAGAGCCGGUUGUACAAGCCUCUAGGUCACCUGAGUGCAAGCUGACCUUUGAGAACCGCUGGCUUUAGCUACUCUGGUGUCGUCAUUCGUGGAUUUUCUGUCAGAUGCCUAGUAUGGUGAGGUUUUAAAUUUAGUCUUAUUUUUGUAUAAAAUGACCACCAGACUUUCAUUCAGCUUGAGAAGUAAACGCCCCUGUAGCUGUGUGGCCCAGGCCCAGAGCCGUCAAGGGGAAAACGUCGUGCAGCAGGCUUUUAGGAUGUUUAGCUUUUUGAUGGUAUGAAGAAUUUAUUUAGGCUUGACUGUUUUAAAAUACCAUAAUGAAUGUAUAAUUAAUUUAUGUUAAAGUGUUAACUCUGUUACAAGGGGAAAUGAUUUGGGAUUGGUUGCCUUUAUCCCUUCCACUCAGUUAUCAGUCACGUUAGCCCUCAACCCUGCUGUUAACAUAGAGCCUUUACAUUUCUCUGUUCAGCUCUCAUACAUUAGUUACCAUAAUCCCACAGAAUUAGGCCUUUUCAAAAUUGAAACUCCAACCUUUGAGUCCAGUUCCCUAAGUGAGCUAUUCUGAAUCCCCUCUGGAUGGCCAGUGUUCCAGGAAUGUAUCAAAACCGACUCGACCGUUUCCACUGCCCUUAUUAAACAGGUUGAGAACAAGUGUCCCUGACUGCUUCUUGGAACCUGCUCCACGGGCCUUAGGCAGCUUUUCCGGGCUAGCAUGUGGCAUGUUUUAGCCGGCACUUCCGUUAAAAUUACUUUCUGUUCAGCAGGAAGCCCCUGCGCCAGCCCUUGCUCCGACAGGCACCCAGAGAAAGCGCAUCAGCAUGGAGCUGGCCAGCUGCGAAGGGCCGUCAGUAGAGCGAGCACUGGCUCGCUUGUCUACACUGUACCUGUCCAGGCUGCACUUAUGCCAAACCCAGAAAUGCCAUGGUUAACAACUCUGGUUUCCAGUGAGUAUGUACGGCAGGUCCUCAAACAAUGUAUUUUGUUAUAAUGUUGCGAUGCCGUAGGAACCCAACUCCUGUCUGUAUCCAUUAGCCGGUGGUAAAAUUAGUUUCAUUA
Messenger RNA from Miniopterus natalensis, 4135 nucleotides. NCBI's taxonomy places the organism in Eukaryota, Metazoa, Chordata, Mammalia, Chiroptera, Miniopteridae. The record is from RefSeq and is a predicted model, not a curated record.